Molecule: messenger RNA, 597 nt
Organism: Cylicocyclus nassatus
Lineage: Eukaryota; Metazoa; Nematoda; Chromadorea; Rhabditida; Strongylidae
Source: the annotation of a GenBank genome assembly
AUGGUCUCGACCAAUCAUGCCACUGGAGGCGUGGUCGCCACGCCUCUUGGACACUGUAAUUUACUCGGCAGAGUGUUCGCAGUGGUCAUGUCCACGCCCUCUCCUAAUCCGAGACCGCGUUCCAUUCUGACUGACGAUGAAAUUGAACCCUACGUUCGCAAGCAAAGAUCUGACAGCGAACCACGGCGACGAUUACAAGCUCUUAAUGAGGAGGAGCAAAACAUUAUGCGGACAUCGAUAAACUCGAGGGAACGUAAAAGAAUGCACGAUUUGAACGAAGCCUUGGAAGAGUUACGAAGUUGUUUACCGUAUUCUCAAGAUGCUUCAUCUAGAAAAAUGAGCAAAAUCAAUACUUUGCUGCUGGCAAGUAAUUGGAUUCGCCAACUAACAAUUCGAAAUCAUGAGCUCCAAAAACAACUGGCUGCUCUUCGUGGUGUGGACCAUAUCGUCACUCCGCUCCCAUCUUCCACGACUUUUACCAUAGCUCCAGCUCCCAUACCUUUUGGUAUGGCUCCAAUGGGACAAACUCCCUGUGUGAAAGCAUUUGGGCAAAGCUGUUUCUGUAUAACUUGCCUUACUGGUGCUAAACAGGACUAA